Molecule: messenger RNA, 1891 nt
Organism: Drosophila hydei
Lineage: Eukaryota; Metazoa; Arthropoda; Insecta; Diptera; Drosophilidae
Gene: Kdm4A
Product: probable lysine-specific demethylase 4A
Exons: 3
Coding region: 70-1584 (504 amino acids)
Biological process (GO): chromatin remodeling
Cellular component (GO): nucleus
Molecular function (GO): histone H3K9 demethylase activity; histone H3K36 demethylase activity
Source: RefSeq, a predicted model, not a curated record
AUUAAAAUGUCAACAUAAUUUGUCAACACUGUUUUGUUAUUUUGUUUUGUAUUACAUUUUGUAUAAAAUAUGUCUACUCGUUUAUCAUUUGGCGAUGAAGGCGCCCAAACAAACAGUAUACCCCGUAUCAUGACGUUUCGCCCAAGCUACGAGGAGUUCGUCAAUUUCGCCGAGUAUAUCGAAUACAUUGAAUCACGUGGAGCACAUAAAGCUGGCUUGGUUAAAAUUAUUCCGCCCGUGGAAUGGAAGCCGCGUCGGUCAGGCUAUGAUAUUGAGAAUAUAAAUAUGACAAUACCAGCGCCAAUAUGUCAGGUCGUAACAGGGGCUCAUGGCGUUUAUCAGCAAAUCAAUAUACAGCAACGCCGUCAGAUGACACUGCGACAGUUUAUGGAGAAGGCCAACUCGGAGCUGCAUCAAACUCCAAGGCACUUCGAUUACGAUGAUCUGGAGCGCAAAUACUGGAAGAAUAUCACAUAUAUAUCGCCGCUAUACGCAGCCGAUGUGAAGGGCACGUUGAGCGAUGAAGAUUUGAGUGUGUGGAAUAUUGGCAGAUUAGAUACUAUAUUAAACCUGGUUAAUACGGACUAUGGCAUUGAAAUUGAUGGUGUUAAUACGGCAUAUCUAUAUUUUGGCAUGUGGAAGAGCUCGUUUGCAUGGCACACAGAAGAUAUGGAUCUGUACUCGAUAAACUAUUUACACUUUGGAGCCCCAAAAACUUGGUAUGCAAUACCUCCGAUCUAUGGCAGACGCUUAGAGAAGUUGGCGAAUGAAACCUUCGUGGAGAAUUAUCAGGAAUGCAAUGCCUAUUUGCGCCAUAAAAUGACCAUGAUUAGUCCCAAAGUCUUGCGUCAACAUAAUAUUCCUUACAAUAAGAUUACGCAAGAGGCUGGUGAGAUAAUGAUCACAUUUCCCUUUGGAUAUCAUGCUGGCUUUAAUCAUGGCUUUAAUGGUGCGGAGUCAACAAAUUUUGCUUCCAAGCGCUGGAUUGAGUAUGGCAAGAGGGCGAGCAUUUGUAGAUGUCGUAGCGAUAUGGUUAAAAUAUCAAUGGAAACAUUUGUCCGACACUUUCAACCCGAGCGCUACGACAACUGGUUAAAGGGCGAGGAUUACGGCUGCCAUCCCGAGGAGCCCGGCAAGAUCUGUGCUGCAGCGCCACCCACCAUCAAUGAGUAUAAAAUUACUCAAGAGAGCUCCCACCCAUCUAAAUCAAAAAAUUUGCAUCAACAGAAACGAGGCUGCUCCUUGGCAGAGGUGAAUGUCAACUCUGAUGUGGAUGCAGCGGUAGCGGCAGACGAGGAGGAGGAUAAGACGAGUGUGAGCAGUCGAAGCAGUUCUAAUUUAAAACAAGCUGUAGUCAAGCUGCGUAAGCUUCCCUCCGUCUUGCCAGUUGCUCAAUCUACAACGCCUGCGUCGACCAACAAAAAAUAUGACUUCAAUUCAAUUGCUGUGGUGCGUGUUAAGCGUCUAUGGAAUGCUCUGCCAUGUGAGAAACCAGGCACCAAUUUGCUGCCCAAUGGUGUUGUAAAGAAUACGAAACGUAUGCGUUUCCAGACAAAGGUGCUAACGUUGGAGGAUGAGGAUUAAUCGCGGGGCAUGUUACCUAAAGAAUAAAGAUGAAUUCUUAAAUGGGAGGAUCCCAAAUUGGUAUGCCCUGCAUGGUUGUACGACUUAAUACCAAGCUUAAGGAUACGGACCUAGGACUAGUUGCUGUUCAAGCAAAAAACUUACUUUUACUUUAAAAGAUUUGACGAUCUCUAUUGUUAAUAGUUUUAUAAGAAUGCCACAAUCAAAGAAAUACAUAAACAUACACCUACCUAUAGAAAUAAUCUAAGAAUAUAGACAUGUACCUAACAAAAUAGUUGUAUAUAAUAAAUGAAAGCUACCCUACUAA